AUGGGGGCAAUUAAAACAAACAAGGAGAGUCCUCGCGGCUCCGAUCAAAUUGAGAAAAAUAUAAUUGAGCUGGAGGAGAAGCUCAGAAAAGAUACUACACCCCUUUGUCAGCAUCUAUAUUCGGCCGUGAAUACUCUAUCUAUUCAAAAAUUGACUUGGAAAGAUCCUCGAGCAAGCCAAAUUAUUAGUGAUGACUCUAAACUCGUAGAACAAUUGCCAAAAAAUCUAAAAAAGGCAUUUAUGGCCACUAAAAAUGAUGUGUAUAAUUCAUUCGAGAUUCCUUCUGAUUUUUUCGAAUUGGUGAAUAGAGAUAUCAUUGACGGUACCUCGUUAGAAUUGGAUACAAGCUUAUGGGUUUCAUUCGGGAUUACGACAUACAUUGGAUUUUCAAAGUAA
This is a messenger RNA of Acaulospora colombiana, 396 nucleotides long. The record is from the annotation of a GenBank genome assembly. NCBI's taxonomy places the organism in Eukaryota, Fungi, Glomeromycota, Glomeromycetes, Diversisporales, Acaulosporaceae.